AUGCCUCCAGAGCUUGUUAUUUGCACAAAGAAAUUGCUGCACUCUGCGUAUUUCUCGAAACUUAGGGAACUAUGGGAUAAGUAUGAGACACUUACUCCUCCUCCUUCAUGUGGAUGCCCAGAGUCUGUUAAACAUGCUGAGCAUUAUCAGUUGCAAAAGCUAUAUAAGUUUUUAACUGGUCUUAAUGAUUCUUAUGAGAAUGCAAAUGAUCAAAUUCUUAUGACAAGGCCAUUACCAAAUAUAAACCAGACAUAUGCUAUGAUAGUGAAUGUAGAAAGUCAAAGGAAGAAUGGCAACUGUGGGAUCAAUACUAGUGUUGGUAUUGAUGGCAAUGAUGCUACUGCUCUAUUAAGCAGCAGAGGAAAUAACAAUCGUAACAACACUGGUGGUGGUAACACUAGUUACAAAACUAGAAACAAUUACAACUGUAGAAGGCCUGCACUUCAGUGUGACUACUGCAAGCUCAAAGGUCACACAAGGGACAGCUGCUACAAGUUGCAUGGAUAUCCAGCUGACUUCAAAUACAGAAAGAAGGGAGGGACACCUAAUACUUAUGCUAACAAUGUGUGUAGUGCAGGAAAUCAGGUGUCUGAAGCUCAAGGCUCAUCUCAGCAAGCAGCAUCUAUCUCUACACCACCAGCUCCAGCUCAGUUCUUCACUUCAGAACAAUACAAUCAAAUUCUGCAAAUGUUGAACAAAGGGAAAGAAGGAAAGCCUAUGGCUAAUGCAGCUCAGAUAGGAACAGCAGGUAUUCCUACUGCUCUAAUGUCUAAUCUAGUUGAUCAUAACUGGAUAGAACUCUCAAGUGGGAAGGUGAUAGGGAUUGGUAGAGAAGAGGAUGGCCUUUACAUUCUGAGGACAGAGGUAACCCAAGUCCACAGCUGGUCUUUGACAACAGGAAUGCGACCAAUCAUUCAUCUGGUGUUUGGUAGUCUUAGCUAUGCUACUACUGUAAAGAAAGGUGACAAGUUUAGUCCAAGAGCAAUCCCAGCUGUUCAUCUUGGAUAUUCAACUACUUAG
Molecule: messenger RNA, 1020 nt
Organism: Nicotiana tabacum (common tobacco)
Lineage: Eukaryota; Viridiplantae; Streptophyta; Magnoliopsida; Solanales; Solanaceae
Source: RefSeq, a predicted model, not a curated record